AUGGCGGACGUUGGGAAAGCGUCACCUGAGAAAACGUUGGAAGCAGCCGAUAAUUUUGACAUGCCUCCACCUUGCAUUGCAUCAAAACUCCAAGAGAAGGGGAAAACAGAUAAUGAAGGAUUAAAAAGAAAGUCUUCGAUGAAAGAAAAGAAGGAGACAACACCAGAAUUACCCUACAAGGUUCCCUCAUGGAGUGGGGUUCCUGAGGACUUGUACAGCUUAGAAGUUUUAAAGAACGGAUGUAUUAUCUCUAACAUCGAUCUUACUAGUAAACCGUUUCAUGUUUUUGGAAGACUUCCUAACUGCGACGUUAGUUUAGAACAUCCCUCGGUGUCUAGGUACCACGCAGUUAUCCAGUACAAGACCAGCGACAGUUCCAACAGCGAGAAAGGUUUUUAUAUCUAUGACCUCGGUAGCACACAUGGAACUACUGUAAACAAGUCUCGCAUUGAACCCAAACGCUACUACCGGCUGCGUGUUGGAUACGUGUUCAAAUUUGGUGGAAGUUCAAGGUUAUUUAUUCUUCAGGUAAGGAAAGACACUCAUUGAAAAAAGCUUAUAUGAAAAGAAGGUUUUUUUUUUUAACUGCGGAUAAAGAUAAUUAUGAAAGUGUACAGGAUCCUCGUAGUAGAAUGAACAACAUAAGUGGUUGAAAAAGAACUUGAAAAAUCUCAGGCUUUACUGGGAAUCAAACCUUAAACAUUGAGUGUGGUCAUUGUAAAGGUGACCAGGGUUCACUUCCUUGUCAAGCCUGAAAUUUUGCAGGUUCUUUUUCAACCGCUUAGGUUGUUCAUUCUACUGUGAAAUACAUGUAUCCCAGGGGGGUUACUCUGGAUUUCAUUUGACGUAGAUGAUCGAAUGAUGGCAGAAAUCAAAACCCCCAAAAAAUCAUUUGGCCAUUUGGGUAAAAUUGAACAGUAGGCACACUACAGUCGCGGACUGGUAGAAUCGCAAACAUUGGAAGAAUCAUAUAAUCAGAGAACUGUCCUUAGUAAAUAGUAAAAUUGGAGGAAAUCUGUAGUGCUAAUUAUAUUUUUGGAGAAGAAUACCCCUAGAUCAGUUACUGUGUAUGCUGUUUUCCGAUUUAGCACUUAUCCCACUGCUUCCAAAGUGAAUAACAAGUCAAGGGUUUGUAUAACUUUCAAGAAUUCUCCGAACCCUUUGAGUGUUAUAUAUUAGGCUAUGCAAACAAAUCUUUGUUGGUAAAUUUUAUCUCAGUGCAAGGCUCGACGUUACGGCCUGUGCCAAUGCGGCCAGCUUUUACUCAGUGGCAACUAAAUUCUAAUGCCUGGUCGCCAACCUGGCCCCCAAGAUAGGUGACUUUCUUCUUUGGGAAAACUUACACUAAUGAUGAUAAUUGUUUUCCUUUACAAAACUAACGGAUAGUUAACGGUUUUUCUAACGCUUUAACGUUUUGCCCAAAUGCUUUAACGGUUCGUCUAAAUGUUUUAACAAUAUUGUUUGUCUAAAUGCUUUAACGAUUUCUUUCAACACUCUAACGUAUUGUUCUUAUGAUCUAACAAUAUUGGUCUGUCUAACGUUUGACUUUUACUUGAAAGAGGAUUGUGAAAAUCACAAGUGAUGAAUCUGACGGAAGUCUUUUGGACUUUCGGGCAAAUCGAUCGCAAUUGUCAACAGGUCGUCCCAUGUUUCUCUGGGAAUGACUUUUAGCGCAGCGACUUAAAACAGUUUCUUUAUGUCAAACAUGUAUCUCAAUUGCAGACUCGAUAGCAGACUAGUCUGAUAAAAGCUUAAGCUAAUCGAGAACAAACGGGGCUUGUUUCUCGAGCUUCUUGUAAACAACUUUAAGCAAAUUUCUGUUGAGCAGGACAACCCAAAUAAAAGCUCGGCCGUAUUUUAUUGACUUCUAAUGAAGUACCAUUGAACUCAUGCCGUUUGUCUAACAGACUUCUCACGAAAUCAACUAAUUGCCCGAGAAGAUUAGUGACUUUUCUUCUUUCUGAAGACUUUCGAUCACGUGCUAGGUAACUGCGAAAUAGAUCAAGUUUCACCAAUGUUCAUUUCUGAACAUGCAAAUACGUGGGAUGCAAAAGAAAUUUUGCAGAUUUUGUUCUUUAAUAACCCAAAUAAGUUAUUUUGUGAUUCCUAAAGUUUGUUUAUCUAAAUGUGUAUUCCAUUGCUUGUAUACCUGUUUGAGGAGAUUUACGCUGGAGUGUGGGUUCAUUUUCCCGAACACCAGCUGGUAAUCAAGCCUAGAGUAAAAAGCAUUCGAGAGAAAGUUCAAAGGAAGUCUAAAGCAUUCUUUUUCUGUUAAGGCUAAGUAAAAGAUGUUACGUUUAUUUCAUUCUUUUAGUUCUUUAAUAUAAUUUUUGGUGACUAGAGUAGUAAUUGUUCUGGCGACCAAAAAUGAAAACUUGAGGGCCAGCUGACCCCAACAUUUUUUUCUGAAAGUCGAGCACUGCAAUGACAGGUUGUGACUUGAUUGAAAGCUUUCUUCUUAAGAAGGCAUCCACUUGGGCAAAUGAAACAAAGUCUAUGCCUCACGUAAAGGUGCAAAAAUUAUGCCUAAAUACUUGAUAUAUAAACUGUUUAAGCCACUUGUGAAUCUGAUAACAUAUUUUCACUAGGUUAUUAUAAGUAGCCACAAAACAUAAUAAGUGCUGUUCUGACUCCAACUCCAACUCCAUUGCAAGCAAAAACCAGCCGUUAGUUACCUUAAGAAGAUAGCUACAUCUGGAAUGUGAACACAAAGAUUUAAAAUAAAUUCUGGGAGAAAUCUUUGUUUGGCGUUCUCCUCUUUUUUGAAGGGGCCUGAGGAACCUGAAGAAGCAGACAUGGACCGAGCUCCAGCUGAACAAGUUGCUCCCAAAAGUGUCAGUGAAGUGGGACGUGUAAUGACUGAAGAAGAGUAUGAGGAAUGGAAGAAAGAAAAAGAGGGAAGCAAGGAACAUGAACAAGAUGGAGGAAUAGAUUGGGGAAUGGGUGAGAUAAAAACACUCAAAACCCUACCUCUAAACUAGUGCUGCAGCAGAAGCAAUCUAUUAUCUUUCUCUCUAAGUCUUUCAAAAUAUGAAAAUGUUAAAUUUUUUGAAGAAAGUGAGAAAGUGCCAAAAUUGAUGCAGUUUAUCUGUUGAUCCCUCUGCUAUAUUCCUAACUAAUAAGCUGAAAGCUACUAUCUGCUUAGGAAGUGGCUAUUCAUAUAAAACCUAAAGAUUGGCACUCUAUGACACUUGCUGUUGUUUAUUUAUACAGCACUGGAGUACAGAAACUGGUCAGUGGUUUGGGUUUUAAUCAUGUGUGACCUAAAUAGGCAAAUAACAAUGAUUUAUUGAGGUGUCAAAACAUUCAAAUUUUGUUUGCAGGAGAAGAUGCUGUUGAGGAACCUGCUUAUCCAGCUGAUUUUGGAGAUGUUGACAAGAACCCAGAGGAACAUCACUUUAAGGAUCCUAAAAAGACACUGAGGGGUUUCUUUGAAAGAGAAGGUCAGAAACUCAGGUUUUUGAAGUUAAAAAAAAACAGCUAAAAUGAUGGACAUUUGGGACACCAUCAAUUUUCUCCUAAGAAAAUCAAUACAGAAUCAAGAGAAAAGGUUUUGAGAAAAUGCUCUGAUCUUUUAUCAAAUUCUCUUAACUAAUUCUUUAAGAUUAUGUACAGAAAUCAGUCUGAAGAAUUUGCAUGUAGAUAUUGGGGCUUAAAGUAUUAAACAAAGUCUUUCAUUGUCCCAUUGUAUUAGUGAACCUCCAGAUUUUUUGGUGAUUUUUUUCGCAGUAUAACAUUGAUCUCAGAAAACUUCGCGUAAACAAAAUCACCAGCCGCCGAAACCACAAAGCGGCUCUAAAUAAAAAACCUACCGCCUCUCCGCAAUGAUUCUUCAUUCGCAGUUCAAUUUAGCAUUUCAGUUUCGAAGACAGGGGUAAUUUUGCUGUUUAAGAUAAAGAUUAAGUUUAUCGAAAUGUUUGAACUAAACGAAAGAAUGCCAGGGAUGCGAUCCCCUGAACAUCAAGAGACAAUCCCGGUAAAAUUUUUCAUAAUUAUACAUAAUUAUGCAAAUGUUUAGACAAUCAACCAAUUAAAAUCACUACCCAGUUUUUGGGUAGUGAGUGAUGUCACUGGCAUCAUUAACGGCCGGUUGAUUCAGACGUUGUUGAGACGAGAAAACGACUCAAAGCAAUCGGAUGAAUUUCAGGCUACAUAUAUAUGUGGCUACUUGAACCGCUAGUCUUUGUUUAAAAGACUCACCCGGUAUAUUUGAUGCCCUGGAGUUUAUCAACAGAAUAUAUUUUACAAUACUUGGACACCCACAUAAUACAGAAACUUUGGGCUGUGUCUCAAGUGUCCAUGUUAAGUGGUUUCCUCUGUAAUUUCUUGGUAGUGAUUAAUCUUUGCAGUAACCAUUUGUCUUAGGAUUGGAGUUAGAGUAUGAUGUUGAAGAAAAAGGUCCGGGACAUGCAAGAGUAUAUCAUUGCAAAGUCAAGUAAGUUCAAUGAAUUGUACACUCGUAUUUAAAGUGUGUAGUGUAGCGUUUCUGUGGUGUAGGUGCAGUCAUACAGUAGGCUUACACUAUUUUGUAUUAAGAAUACACUGUCAAACCUCCAUGUGAAGCCACCUCUCUUGAGCGACCACUUCCCAUAAGCAACCCACCCCACCUAUCCAAAACGACAAUAUUUUCUCAGUCAGUUUGCUAGAGGCACAUGUAAGACCUCUUGUUAAGUGACUGAGAGACAGUGUAAGAAUUUUCCUUUUUUUUUUCCACAGACUUAAACAUAAAAACUGCAUGACAUGUCUCUAUAACAUGAUUUUAGAAAUACAGUGUCAUUCACACCAAUUAAGAAAAAAGAAAUGUUUUUCUUGCCGGCUGAGCUUGCAAAAGAGGCAAGAAAAGAAGUCCUAGAUGCUCGCACUGAAUAGAACCUGGGCCCGAGUUACAAUUUAGGGUAUCAGUUUUCAUGCUCAUCAUGUUAUUCAGUUUUGUUUCUUGCCAAACAGUGCAACAGUGUUUUCCCACCCUCCAGCCCUUUGCCAGUUAAAAAAAAGAAUGUGAGUUAGACUGACUACAGUGUAUUAAGUUCAGGAAGGUUUUUCUAUAUUUUCCUUGUUUGUUGUAAAAUGUUUGUGAUGGUUGUGAUUAAGGUGCUGUUGUAUUGUGUGGCAGACAAAUAGCAUUCAGUGUGUGAGAAUUAAGUUAUACCUAGCAGUGGCAGAUCUGGGGAAGGGCUCACUAGUCCCCCUUUCGUUAACUAAAAACAAAGUUGUAAGGCCAAGGUACUGAAAACUGAGGGCGGAGGGUGCUUCCCCCUUUACCUCAAGGGUUAGCUCUGCAUUUGUAUAAUUACACACAGUAUUUCUUUCUCGUUCAUAGACUUCCCAUUGAUGGUCCAAGUGGAGAGCCACUGUACGCUGAAGCUGCUGUUGCUGGAAAGAAGAAAGAUGCUGUGCUUGAAUGUGCCUUGGAGGCUUGUAGAAUGUUAGAUGCUUCAGGGCUUCUGAGGCAAUCAUCACAUGGUAAUUAUAAUGCAGUGGUUGCUGAGUAAUCAGUGUUUUCAGUGACAGCCUUUUGUCUUUACAGGGGUUUAAUAAUAGUGUAAUCCUUGGUAGACUACCAGUCUUACAAUGUAGACUCUUGAAUUGAAGCUGGUAGGUUUUGUUUACAUGUACUUCCAUGUAUUUCCCCAAAAAUGCCCUCCAAGCAGAGGUUUUCUUUCUGGCAUGGCUUUUCAGUAUUUGUAAAGUCUUUUGCAUGGCUUGUCAGUUGCGUAGUUGGUUUGUUUGUGCCCCAGUAGAAAUGGGGCUUAUUAUUAAACCAACUACUUUGUAAAUGCUAAAAGACAUGCCAGAAAGAAACCGCUUCUCACAGGGUACCCCAAACAGUUCUCCCCACUGUCUUUCCUCCAAGUUCAGUUUCAUCUCCACCUUUACAUAUUAGGCUUUCUUGACAAAGCUCCUUUAACCUGGCUUUCACAAGCAACAAGCACAAGCUGAACAGGGAGCACAGACUUAAAUAGUGGGUGCAGGAAACAAGCAAGAAAUCUUGGUGGUGGUGGGGGGAAUGCAGGGCUAAAGAAGUGGUGGUGGUUGUGGUGGGGGGGAUGCAGGGCUAAAGUAGUAGGGAGGGGCACCCCAUGUUACCUAGAAUAGGGAGCUUUAGCAACGAUGACAGUGACGGCAACAAGGACGUCAAAAAAGCAAUAGGUUUAUUACGCAAAACAACAACUUUGCACGUGUCACGCUUUUUUGUACAUUUCUUUACCAUCCUUGCACGACUACGACCUGAAAAUGCCUAAUUGCAAGUUUUAUGGAGGACAUAAACAAGCGACAACAAAUCUCUUUUUCUCUCUCUAAACUUGAGUGCAGUCCUCAAGAAAUCAACUCCAGGAAAUUUGCCUACACUUGUCAUUUUCAGCAAAUUGGAAUAAAGGCGACAAAGAUUGAAAAGACAGGAAUUCAUUUUAAUACUGACGUUUUUGCUGCCGUUGCCGUCGUCGAUGCUAAAGCUCCUUAAUAUCUUCAAAAGAAACGGUCUUGAGUGACCAGGGCUUGCUUAUGUUCCUGAGAUAUUUCACCUCUUUACAGCUUUCUGGUUGAGUUCAUAUUUGACAGUAAAGUGUAAAAUGUGAAUCCUACCUGUCAAAUGAAGAGUCACUGAGAAGCUGAGACCCAUGGUUUAAAAUCAGAAGUUAAUGGCAAAAAGUUGAAGACAGUGACAUAGGAAGGAAAUGGAAAAAAAGACUUUGGACUGAUCGCAUAAUGCUUCCACGAUUUUGAGAUCAGAUAUAUAUUAUUAUAAUUUUUUUGCAACCUGUGAUUUUCUAGCAUUUUGUAGCGUUUACCAUUCCUUAACUUACCUUGUUUAUCUGCAUAUGGCCCUUUUUACUAUGUGGUGUAUGAAUGAUUGAGAAUGUAAUAUUUUAAUAUGGCUCUUAUUUUGUGUAUGAUAAGCUCAAUGGAUUUAUGUUGUUCGUCUUAGAAAGUAAAAAGCACAAAGAGAAGAAUUGGGAAGAAAAUGAUUUUUAUGACAGUGAUGAAGACACAUUCUUGGAUAGGACUGGAUCAGGUUGGUAAAUUCAGCUAAUGCAAAAAAUUAUAAGAAAAAUGUUAUCAUUAUGUAGGUGUCAAUCUUUGGACAGAGAGAGGGGGCAGGUGGGGGGGGGGGGUUGAGGGCAAAGGUGGGGCAUUUGAAUUUUUUAGAAUUUUUUGGUCAGAUUCCCCACCCUUUAGACUGGAAAAUUGUUCAAAUCCGAUAACAUAUCCCUUUCUGCGUUUAAGAAAACUGCAGUUUGGGGCAAAAUUUGUGGUCAAAAUCCCCAGGAUUGGGACAAAGGAAGUGUUCAAAUGUCGCACCUUUGCCGUACCCCCCGUCUCCGUCUAAACGUAUUUGUACCUGCAUCACAGGGCUGUGCUGUGGCAGAGCCUGGUGGCUGUCGGUGCCCAACUUUUGCUCUUGGGUGACUAGAAAAUCUUAGUUUUUUCAUACAAAUCAUAUGCUGGUCACCCUAGAUUUUACAGGUUCAGAGCACUGGGCUCCCUUCAAUUUUCCUUAGAGCACAACCUUGCAUUACACUGACAACUGAAGUACUUGAGAGAUUGCUUAUCGUGACUACUCAAAUAUUGCUUAAAGAUUAUCAACCAGGCAUAGAAUACAGUGAUGAAUGAUGAUUACAGAUUUAAGACUUGUCAUAAACUUGAUUGGAUAAGUCAGUAUAUGUUCUUUGUUUUGGUAGUGCUUUUUGUGUUGCAGACUAGCUAGUCCGAUCACCAAAUUAUGUAAUACAAAGGAUUGAAAGACAGGAAACAAUACCCAGACCAUACCUAAUAGGCUUAAACCAACAACAGUUUUUGCAACAUCGUAGAAACACCCUUUGCUUUCAUCAAUUCAGUGCCUUCCAGAAUGGUAUGGGUUCAAAUCCCGGCAUUAACACCAUAUGUGGGUUGAGUUUGUUGUUGGCUCUCUCCUUUGCUCCAAGAGGUUUUUCUCCAUGUACUCCGGUUUUCCCCUCUCCUCAAAAACCAACUUUUCCUAAUUCCAAUUCGACUAGAUAUUAGGUAUACGAAGGACCAGUCAGUGGAUGUGCUUCCUCUAAAUUGUUAUUUAUUUAUUUAGUUAUUUAUUUAUUUUAAUCACCAAGUAGCAAUAAUAUUACUUCAUGCCGAUUUUAAACUUGAAAGCCUUAUUUAUUAAUAAUUAACUGUUAACAGCAGUAUACUGUCAAAUCGUCAGUUUUAAUUUAUUCCUGUAGUUGAAAAAAAGAGAAUCCAAAGGAUGAAGCGUGCUGGUAAAGAUCAGCCAACCUUGGAAACUUAUGAAACAUUGGUGAGUUAUUUGUCAUUCUUACAUACACAUAGUGUUAUUACCUUCUCUGUUCAUCUUCAGUAAUGAAUGUUGUUGUUUUAUUGGACCCCUAAGGCUCUUUCUCAGUGAUACAAAAAAUGGGCAAUUUUAUAAAGUAUACUAUUCUAUAAACUAAGAUUAAAUUAUGGUUUGUUUAGACAGUUAAGCUUAGAGCAUUGGACAGUGAAAUUCAUGAGUGUGAAAAUAAACUCCAACAAGAUAUGGCUGGUAAGCUCUUAUAACUUAUCCUUUUUGUAUUCAAAAUAAUCUGUGGGUUGCGAGCACAAUACCUGAUUUCCAAGGGCAAUGUCAAACUGCAAUCAGUGCCAAACAAUAAGUAGAGACACUUUUUGCCCUAAAGGCCCUUUCCGUUGUUUUGUGGCCUUCAAAAAGGGUAAAUGAAGCUUUUCCUUCUCCACCCCCCUCUAUGCAAUGUUGUGCUGCUGUUUGAGGCACCUGCAGGGGACAAAACAACACCCCAACUUUGAAUGGAGCAGAGUCGGGAGGGGGUGGGGGUGGAUUUUGAUUGUUUUGUUCUCUGAAGCAACUCCAUUUGAGGACAAUGUCUCAACAAUUUUGUCAUGGAUUGUGAUCUCCGGAUUAAUCAAGGAUAGUGUUAUCAGCAGAGGCCAAAGGCUGAGGCUGUUAACACUUACAGAGCCCUUGAUUAUUCCAGAUGCCAAAAAAUCCUCUUACCCUGUAUUCAGUAUUUACAUAGUAUCAUUAAUUUUGUUGUCAUAUUUGUUUGAAGCUAAGAGUGGAUCCAACUCUGAAGUCUCUGCAGACUCUUUGGAUGAUUACAUGAGCUCCCUUGGAACAACUAUGGAUAAGACAUCUAGAUCACAGAUAAGAAGAAAAGUGUUUGACCUAAAAAAGGUGCUUUUUAAUUCCCCAAAAUCCUUUUUUAAGUCCCCCUCCCAAAUAAUCAGGGUUAUAAAGUUAUUAACCCCCCCCCUCUCUCUUAUGCUUCCCUCCACUCCCCCUUAUUCUUAAAUGAUAGACAGUAUUAAUACACUUCAUGCAGACUGAUCCAGCAUGAUUCAAUUUGCUGAAAGUUAGGAUUCGUUUUUGAUCUGUGACUGGGGUAAUAAUAAGAAGAUAAUAUUUUUGCCUUGUCAUGUAGCAAAGAGAAAGAAAGAUCCAGAAAGACUUAUGUCUCACGAAGAAAAGUUUCAAGAGGGUGUGCUUGGAUCAGUAAACACAAUUUGUUUUCAGAGUCAUAUUUGAAGUCAUUACAACAAGGGGUGACUUAGUAAAGCCUCUUAGUUAACUUUGAUAAACUGCUUAAAUUCUCCUACCUAUCUGCUAUGCAUAUGCUUUUGAAUGAGAGGGAGAAUUUGAUAUGGAUCAGGAUUCACCUGGGGACUUAUUGCACUCAGUCACUCACUGUUUAUUAUUAUGGGGUUGAGAUCAUGUGGGAGAUUGUUGGGGCAGGCAAGGCUCAAUGGAAUUACUGGUAUUGUAGAUAAAUGGUUAUAGUCAUUUAAUCAGAUUAUUAAAUAAUUAUUUCCACCACAUUUCAUAACAAGUUCCAGGGUAUUGAACAUUAAGCAUCGGAGAUCAGAGAAUUCUCUGUUUACUAUGCAGAAUUCUUCGUUAAAUGUUUGGUAGCCUAUGAAUAUUUUUUUAUUCAGACGUAGCCUCUUUCAAAAAAUAUUCUCCUGUAACAUUACACGUUUCUCCUGAUACAAGCAAUUCGUAAGUUCUCUUUUGUUCAUCUGCAGGAAAGGCAAAGUCUUGUGAAACUUUUGAAUGUGGCUAAACCAGCAAGUCUGCCUCCAGUUGCAGAGUAAGUGUUAAUGAAACUCAUUUUAAUCUCUCAAACCCCUUGCAGCCAGGUGUGAUGUGUUAUUCUGACUGUUAAGAAUGUGAAAAAUAAAGUUCUUUACUAUGACACAUCAAAUUAAACCUAAAUUAAACCUGGUUUAUCAAAUAAGAGGUUGGUGCAGUAAUAGUUUCUUCAUACAACAGUUAUCUCAUUGAGCUCCAGGUGAGCAGGUGAGAGCAGGGUUUCCUGUGGCAUAAAUGCAUGCACUUUUACCCCACCUGCAGACAAACAUCAACCUACCUAAUUAGGUGGUAUCUAUAGUAAGCAUGCUGUAGUAUUAUUAAAAAAUAAAAAGCUUAUUUUGUCUUUAACAGGUACUUUUCAGUAGUUUCUAAAAAAAUGUCUUUGCAUUUAUCCAGGUCACCUUCAAAUGAAUCAGUUGUUAAAAAUAGUAAGUAUUUGAAGAUAUUAAUAUUUUAAAUCUGAGGCCAUGACGUCUGUAACUGGGAUAGUCUGAUCACUGUAAAGCAAGGAUCAUUGCUUUAUUUUGAUAUCUCAGAAAUAUCAGUGUUCUUAUCUCCUUUAUCCUCGUUUAGGUGGGGUAGUUACAAUGACAAAGUCUGAAACAAGUGAUUGUACAUCAACACCGACUGUAGAGCAAAAUACAGAUUCUCGACAUGAAUCAGUUGCUUUGAUGGAAGGAAAACAAAAGGAUGAAAGUUUGUCCAGGGAAAGCUCAGUAUCUUCUGCAAGAGUCAGUGAUAAAAACAGUCCAGAAAAAGAACAAGAAUUUGCUGUUCCUGGUUUGCCUUCUUUAACCAGAGGAAAAAAUAAAACAUCUAAAACAAUUUUAACAGAGGAGAAGGUAGUGGAAGAUAAAGAGACUAAUAUUAAGGAAAAGACUAAAGAUUCUGCAAAAGCUGAUGAAGACAAGAAAGAUGAAAGAAAAAGAGUUGGGUCGAGUGUAUCAGCAGAUGUGAAGGUCAAGGAUUUAAAUGAGAAGCCUGAAGAAAAUGUAAGCAUAAACAGUUAUAUACUUGUACAUUACAUGUACCUCACACUUGCAGCUUUUAGGUGUUACAGGUCAAAUUUUAUUUUAGGUUAA
Porites evermanni is the source of this 11160-nucleotide messenger RNA. Lineage: Eukaryota; Metazoa; Cnidaria; Anthozoa; Scleractinia; Poritidae. The record is from the annotation of a GenBank genome assembly.